Cannabis sativa is the source of this 2132-nucleotide messenger RNA. Its product is annotated as vacuolar cation/proton exchanger 3-like. Gene Ontology annotation, cellular component: plant-type vacuole membrane. Gene Ontology annotation, biological process: intracellular calcium ion homeostasis; calcium ion transmembrane transport. The coding region runs from base 199 to 1617 and encodes 472 amino acids. Gene Ontology annotation, molecular function: calcium:proton antiporter activity. The record is from RefSeq and is a predicted model, not a curated record. Lineage: Eukaryota; Viridiplantae; Streptophyta; Magnoliopsida; Rosales; Cannabaceae. The transcript has 11 exons.
UACUUUGAAGUACUAUCGAUCCCCUUAUUAAUUGUUCUAUAUAUUUAUAUGUAAACCACCUUAUAUAACUUCCACUUUUCUAACGUCUCUUUGGCCAAAUUAUUAUAAUAACUAACGGCCUCUAUAUAUCUUGGUACUACUACUAUACUAUAUAUACGUGUAUUAUCGCACAUAUAUAUUGUGAUCAUAUAUCAUAUCAUGAAUCAUCACGGCAGAAACGAUCAGGGUAGUACAUUAAACGACAUGGAAAAUGGCAUUGUGAGUAGUUAUGAAGACGAUCACCACCAAAAUAUUAUUAAUGGUAAUAAUAAUAAUAAGGGAGAAUCUUACGGAUUAUUAGGAGGGAAGAGUGGUUGUCGUUCGCCGCAAAACAUGUCGUCGUCUUUACUGCGAAAGAAAUCAGACCCCAUAUUAGUGUCCCACGUUCGGUUCCAAAUGCUUAGAGCCUUUCUCACAAACUUGCAGGAGGUUAUUCUUGGAACCAAACUCGCUGUUCUCUUCCCAGCCGUUCCUCUUGCUGUCGCAGCCGAUUUUUAUCACUUCGGUAGACCAUGGAUUUUCGCUUUGAGUUUGCUUGGACUCACUCCGCUUGCCGAACGAGUCAGCUUCCUGACUGAACAAAUUGCUUACUUCACCGGGCCAACAGUUGGGGGGUUACUUAACGCAACAUGUGGCAAUGCAACAGAGUUAAUAAUAGCAUUAUUUGCUCUUCAACAAAAGAAAAUAGAUGUAGUGAAGUACUCACUUCUGGGUUCCAUUAUUUCAAACCUCCUCCUAGUUCUUGGUACCUCUCUUCUAUGCGGAGGCUUGGCUAACCUGAAAAAGGAACAAAGAUAUGAUAGAAAACAGGCAGAUGUAAACUCACUUCUUCUGCUACUGGGAUUGCUAUGCCACAUACUGCCAUUGAUGUUCAAAUAUGCAGCAGCGCCGGGGAUUUAUGUUGGAAACUAUACGCUUCAGUUGUCUAGAGCAAGUAGCAUUUUUAUGCUUUUGGCCUAUAUGUCCUAUAUCUUCUUCCAGUUAAAAACACACCGUCAGUUGUUUGACGCACAAGAGGUUGAAGAAGAGGAAGAAAAGGCAGUAAUAGGAUUUUGGAGUGCAUUUAGUUGGUUGGUUGGUAUGACAGUUAUCAUAGCCGUGUUAUCUGAAUAUGUUGUGGGUACUAUUGAGGCUGCAUCAAAUUCCUGGGGCAUCUCUGUUAGCUUUAUCAGUAUCAUUUUGCUACCCAUUGUUGGAAAUGCAGCAGAACACGCUGGCUCAAUCAUUUUUGCUCUGAAAAACAAGUUGGAUAUAUCUUUAGGUGUUGCUUUGGGGUCUGCAACUCAAAUUUCUAUGUUUGUGGUUCCUUUGAGUGUGAUUGUUGCUUGGAUUAUGGACAUUCGUAUGGACCUUGAUUUCAACAUACUCGAAACUAGCUCUCUAGCAUUUACAAUAAUCAUAACAGCUUUCACUUUACAGGAUGGAACUUCACAUUACAUGAAAGGAGUUAUUCUCUUCCUAUGCUACAUAAUCAUUGCUGCAUGCUUUUUUGUUCAGAAAACUCCCUUGAACAAUGCAGCAUUAUUCAACUUUGGACCAGAGCUUACACCAUCCUCCUCUGGAGUCUUGACUGCUUGACCCUAUGCUAUAUGUGCACAAAGGGAAUAAUAUUAUUCCCAAAUAAAACAGAACAUUACUGCUGCAAACCAAGUUCUAUUUCUUAUUUAAUUCAACCAUUUUCCAAAGAAAAAGUUGUUCACUUUUAAUUUUGUGCUCUCAAAAUUAUUCCUACCCCAAAAGAGGCCUGAGUACCAAAAUCAUGUUCGAUAAAUAUGUAACUUUAAGGUGGGAGCAUUGCAACAGAGCAAAGAAUUUUAUCAACUCGGAGGGAAAAAGAAGUGUGCAUACACAAACUGGCAAACCCUUCUCUUUUCUUAUUUAUUUAUAUAUGCAUGUACCCUAAUAAGGUUUUGUUAUUCAAGAAAUUUUCCCUCCAUUCAAUCCAUAUUCCUUUCACUUGUAAUUUAAUUUAAUAAGUCAAUGUGUUGAUGAAGCAGAGAAGAAUGUCCAUUCUAGCUUCCUUUUAUGUAAUAAUAUUCACUAUAAUAAUAAAAGAAAACUUUGGACUCAAGGAAGUCUAGAGUAUUAGAGCA